This is a messenger RNA of Argentina anserina (silverweed cinquefoil), 1014 nucleotides long. RefSeq lists its product as uncharacterized. The transcript has 2 exons. NCBI's taxonomy places the organism in Eukaryota, Viridiplantae, Streptophyta, Magnoliopsida, Rosales, Rosaceae. The record is from RefSeq and is a predicted model, not a curated record. Bases 165 to 728 code for a protein of 187 amino acids.
UUCCCUCAAGUCUGAAAAAGGUAGAUAUUGCAAACUGUAUUGCAUUAGAGAGUAUUUCUGAUGUUUCAAACCUGGAGAACUUGACAGACCUGAACCUUGCCAAUUGUGUGAAAGUUUAGAAUAUUGCCGGUCUUGAAUGCUUGAAUUCCUUGGUAAGGUUGUAUAUGGGUGGCUCCAAUGCUCGUUCAUCAGCUGUUGAGAGAAGGCUUGGGGAAAAGAGGUACUUGAGGAAAAUACGCAAUCUUAGCAUGCCUGGAAGCAACAUACCAGACUGGUUUUCUCAAGAAAUGGUUACAUUCUCAGAACGAGAAAACCGCCCUCUCAAAAGUAUAAUCGUAUGUGUUGUAGUUUCUCUCGACCAUCAGAUAGAAGAUGACCUAAGAGACGACCUCCCUGAUGUGGUAGAUAUUCAAGCCGAGAUCCUCAUACUGGAUUCUCACUUGUGUGCCACGACAUUGGUCUUAUCGGGAGUACCGAAUACAAAUGAUGAUCAGUUUCACUUGUGCCGGUAUCCAAUUGAUCAUCCUUUGGUAUCACUAUUGAAAGAUGGUUACAAGAUACAUGUAAAGAGGAGAGAGCCGCCAUUUACGAAAGGCGUGGAGCUGAAGAAGUGGGGGAUUUAUUUGAUUUAUGAAGGUGAUGAUGAUUAUGAAGGAGAUGAAGAAUCACUAGACGAAAGCCAGCAAUCCCGUUCAGAACGACUGGCAAAUUUUCUCGGCUCUUUUUAAUGAGGCGGCUGCACCCGCACCCUCACGAAUGGGGGAACACACCAAAGAGAGAGGAAUCUCCUGAAUUUAGCUCCUUUAUUCAGUUGUGUGGUUGAACUAGUUGUGAUUCAUGGGUUUGAAACUUUGAAUAUGAUACUGUAUGUAAUGUAUAAUAACUUCACAGGCGUGAUGGCCUAGCCUCCCACUGGGUUCAAGCCAUCAGAAAAAAAGAGUGUUUGAUACUAUGAGUUUUAUUUCAUGCUUUCUUAUUAGUAAAAAUAAUGACGGCAAUCUAUGACUUGCAUUA